AUGCAAGGAGAAAAUUACACUGUUUGGAGCCUUUUUUUCCUGGAGGGAUUUUCCCGGUACCCAAGGUUAGAGAUUGUUCUGUUUGUCUUCAGCCUUGUAAUGUAUUUGGUUACCCUCCUGGGUAAUAGUACUCUUAUUUUAAUCACUGUCCUGGAUUCACGCCUUCAAACCCCCAUGUACUUGUUUCUUGGAAACCUCUCUUUCAUGGAUAUCUGUUACACAUCUGCUUCCAUUCCCACUUUGCUUGUGAACUUGCUGUCAUCCAAGAAAACCAUUAUCUUUUCUGGGUGUGUGGUACAGAUGUACCUAUCCCUUUCCAUGGGAUCCACAGAGUGCAUACUUCUGGCUGUGAUGGCCUAUGACCGUUACGUGGCCAUCUGCAACCCACUGAGGUACCCCAUCAUCAUGAACAGGCAAGUCUGUGUGCAGAUGGCCACUGUCUCCUGGGUGACAGGCUGUCUCACUGCCCUGCUGGAAACUAGUUUUGCCCUUCAGAUUCCUCUCUGUGGAAAUGUCAUCGAUCACUUCACAUGUGAAAUUCUGGCGGUGCUAAAAUUAGCUUGCAUGAGUUCACUACUCAUGGACAUGGUUAUGCUGGUGGUCAGUAUUCUCCUUCUGCCCAUUCCAAUGCUCUUGAUUUGCAUCUCUUAUGGCUUCAUCCUUUCUACAAUUCUGAGAAUCAGUUCAACAGAGGGAAGAAACAAGGCUUUUUCAACUUGUGGUGCACACUUGACUGUGGUGAUCUUAUAUUAUGGAGCUGCUCUCUCCAUGUACCUGAAGCCUUCUUCAUCAAACUCACAAGAAAUAGACAAGAUCAUCUCAUUGCUUUAUGGAGUGCUUACCCCUAUGUUGAACCCAAUAAUUUACAGCUUAAGAAACAAAGAAGUAAAAGAUGCUGUGAAAAAACUGCUGGGCAAAGUGCCAUUGGUACCAAGCGUGUGACUCUCCCAAGGAUGUGCCAUUGGCAGAACUCAGCAGAGAAAUUCUAAACACCAUUCAGUCCUUUGGGAUUCUGACCUGAAUAUUAGCUCUGAAAUUUCACAGUCAUGAGGUAUUUGUACACAGAGUAGUUUAUUAUGGAUAUAGUAGGUCCCAAUGUUCACUUACUAAUAUUUCUUGUCUUUGGUGUAUCAUAGUUGGGAGGACAUCAGUUCAGUCACUGAACAUUUGCUCCAAAAGCAAACUUAGAUAAAUGUAGUCAGUGAAUCUUAGUGCCAGAAGAAAUAUCUUCUUUGCUUCAAUCACUUGUAGAAUGGGGUAGGAGCCUAAAGAUACAAACCAAACAACUAAAGGAAUAAUAAAGAUGUUGGCUUGAUUUUGGAAGCAAGGAAAUGAGAUCAAAGGAAAACGAAAAGACUUGGUCAGCUCCAUACUGUGCAAACUUUGAUGACAGUCCCCCUCCAACUUCUUGGGCGGCACUUAUUCUGCUCCGUGGUGGUAGCUUCUUAAGUGCUCAUUAAAACUCCGUUUUCCCGAGGAAGGAUCUAAUAAGGCCCGUGUCAUACCUGCCCGACAACUUUGCUUUUUUCUAGGUAAAU
Molecule: messenger RNA, 1538 nt
Organism: Peromyscus leucopus (white-footed mouse)
Lineage: Eukaryota; Metazoa; Chordata; Mammalia; Rodentia; Cricetidae
Product: olfactory receptor 2K2
Exons: 1
Coding region: 1-942 (313 amino acids)
Biological process (GO): G protein-coupled receptor signaling pathway
Cellular component (GO): membrane
Molecular function (GO): G protein-coupled receptor activity; olfactory receptor activity
Source: RefSeq, a predicted model, not a curated record